Messenger RNA from Diuraphis noxia (Russian wheat aphid), 1363 nucleotides. Its product is annotated as pyridoxine/pyridoxamine 5'-phosphate oxidase. Gene Ontology annotation, molecular function: FMN binding; phosphatase activity; pyridoxamine phosphate oxidase activity. The record is from RefSeq and is a predicted model, not a curated record. Gene Ontology annotation, biological process: pyridoxine biosynthetic process; pyridoxal 5'-phosphate biosynthetic process. Lineage: Eukaryota; Metazoa; Arthropoda; Insecta; Hemiptera; Aphididae. Gene Ontology annotation, cellular component: cytoplasm.
GUGGCCAAAAUCUGUGGAAAUUAUACGGCAGAGUACGUCGCUUAUCAACCGCAGGUCCUAUUCGUAUGGCAGAUUCGAGCAUUGCACGACACUAAACACGACCAUACCCAAGAUGAUGUCGUCCACAUGCAUUGAAGCAUUGUCCGCUGAAGGUCGCCAGGACUUUUACAGCUCGUUUGACACCGUACUCACUGAUUGCGACGGUGUACUGUGGCUGCUGAACAACACAAUACAGGGUGCCACAGAAGUCAUGAACGGCUUCAAGGCGAACAACAAGAAGGUGUUUUUCGUCACCAACAACAGCACUAAAUCCCACACGCAGUUCUUGGAGAAGUUUCACGCACUAGGAUUCAAAGCCCUUGCCAAUGAAGUGGUCAGUACUAGUUUCUUGGCUGCAAAAUACUUAAAAGCCAAUCUCGAUCCAUCUAAGCAAGUUUAUGUGGUUGGAUCCCCAGCUAUUGCAUGUGAACUAGAUGCAUUGAAUAUAAGACACUUCGGUGUUGGUGAAGAUUAUUUAAAAUCUUCUGUACCCACAUUUGUUGAAAACAUAAAGCUUGAACCUAACGUUGGUGCUGUGUUGGUUGGAUUUGACGAACAUCUUAGUUAUCCAAAACUAUUUAAAGCUGCAUCCUAUUUGAAGGAUCCUAAUGUCCUGUUUGUGGCAACUAACACUGACGAGAGUUUCCCAGUGCCUGGGACAGGUUUAGUUAUGCCUGGCACUGGUAGUCUGGUGUGUGCUGUCAAGACUUGUGCUGGACGAGAGCCAUUUGUUGUUGGCAAACCGUCAAGUUAUAUAUGCAAUGUCCUAACAGAAACUAGUAAAAUCGAUCCUUCGAGAACAUUAAUGAUUGGUGACCGUUGCAACACAGAUAUACUGUUGGGUAAACGUUGUGGUUUUAAAACACUGUUGGUAUUAACUGGUGUUAAUAGCCUGAAGGAUGUGGAAGAGUGGAGUAAUUCUGAUGAUCCUAAAUUACUAGAGUUGGUACCUGAUUAUUACGCUCAGAGUAUUGAUAGUUUAAGAGCGACAUUUCCAGUGCCAUUGUAAUGAUUAAAUUACAAUUAUUACUAUUUAUUUUAAAUAGAUAAUUAAAAAUAUUAAACUAAUGCAUUUUAGAAAAAUUAUAUUGUGUUAUCACUGUUUUUAGACAAUUUUUAGGGGUGGAUCCUUUAAAUGUUUUUUCACAUUCUGUUCAACUUAGCUAUAUUUUAGUCAUAAGUUAUUGUUCAACAUUGAUUUUACUUCAAUCAUAGCAAAAAUUAUGGAAUGUAUUUCAUACCCAUCAUUAUACAGUGUAUAAUGUUUUUGGAAAUGUUAAUUCUCUAAUAAAAUGUGUAUUUUAUCUUAAAUAGUACAAUGUAU